Molecule: messenger RNA, 948 nt
Organism: Zea mays
Lineage: Eukaryota; Viridiplantae; Streptophyta; Magnoliopsida; Poales; Poaceae
Exons: 2
Coding region: 132-632 (166 amino acids)
Source: RefSeq, marked validated
AAAUCCCAACGAUCCCCCAACCUUCGCGACGCGCACACCAGCUCGCCGUCGGACGCAAGCGCUCACAGGCUGCUGCUGCUCCGUCUCCCGGGCGCCAACUCUGACUCCGUACGCGUUACGUGAAGGCAUCCAUGGCACGCGUGCUCUGCUCCCGGUCAGCGGUCCUGGCGCGCCGCCUCGGGGCCCAGCCCCAGCCCCAGCCCGGCGUGGUUCUGAGCCGCCGGCACAACCACACUCGCCGGCGCGCGGUGAAGGUUCUUGAAGAGGACGCCGCGGGGCCUUCUUCACCUGCGACGGACGCCUCCGAGCAGUCCCGGCGGUUGGAGGAGGCGAUCGACAGCGCCAUGGCGCGGAUGGCCGAGCCCGACUGGGCGCCCUUCCGGCCCGGGACAUCCUACUUCGCUCCGCCCCGGCCCGCCGGCGCGGCCCUGGGGGUUCUCGCGCUUAUCGGCCACGCUGGCGGGUUCAUGGGCUCCUCGGCAGCGCCGAGGCGGGGACUCUCUGCCGACGAGGCCCGCGCCGUCGCCGCCUCCUCCCGCGGUUACCCGUGCUCGACCUAUUUCAUCGAAGGCUGCUUUCCAGAUGAAGUGGAGAUCCCAAAUAUGGAUGCCAAUCAAGUUCAAGAGGAAUGAAUGGAUGAGCUAUGUUAUUGCACUGGAUGAAGGGGGUCUGGAAAAGGUGUCACUUUCAUGUCAUUUAGUGGUGUCAUGAAGUAAUGAAUUCGUGAGCUACUUGUGGGCAAAUCCAGUGCCGAAGGCUCCCCACAUGAGUACCUUCUGGAGAAAGGGCUCCCCAGCUGCUGCGAACCCACGACCUCAGACAGCUCCCAUCACUGCAUCAGGCCUGACCUUCUGAAUUUGUGAGCUACUGUAUAAAAUAAAUUUGUCCUGAAUUCAUGUGAUCUUGUAAUAAGACUAGUCUUAAAUAAAAACUACGAUUUCACCGUCU